AUGACGCGGUGCGAUGAGGGAGGAGGCAUGUCGUUCCGCAAACGGUCCGAAGUCAUUGGCGGCGGUGGUGCCCCGCCCACGCCUCGAAAUCCAUUAAUCGGGGGCCGAGGGCCACCUACCAACCCCGCUCGUACCCCUGGUAUUGCUCGGGGGCCCGGUAUCGCCCGGGGACCAGCAAAUCUCCCCACCCCGUCUCGGCCUGGCGCCACCUCUAUAACCAACCCUAGCGUACGCCCCUCGCUCGCUACGUCCCAGCCGACAGUGUCUACCGGUUCUAGUGAUGUGGAUAAGCUAUUGCGCCACCAGGGGAUCCCGCUAGGCUCGCUGCUUGCCGUGUUAGAGCUGGGCACCACCGAUUUCCUGCUGGUGCUCUUACGGGCGUUUAUCGCUCAGGGAAUCAUCCAUAACCGGUUGGAACUGAAAGCAGUCAACUGCCACGGUAUCGUCGUUGGUUUCAAUCAUCACUGGGCCCGCGAUUUGCCCGGUUUAUACAAGGGUUCGAAGAAAGACCAACAACGGCAACAAGUGCUUGCCAACGCCAACAAAGUGCUGGUGACCAACGCCAACAUGAAGAUUGCCUGGCGGUACGGGAUAAACCAGUCUAAGACCGAAGCCAAGUCCGAAACUGACGAUAAUAACUCCGCUUAUGAGCACUAUCGCCACACUUUUGAUUUGACGGAGAAAUUACUCCCCGCUCCCACACCCGCUGACAUUUCCUAUAUUCCGUUGGCACUGCUGAUUCAAUUAGUCAAGCAGAUAAAGCAGAUUAUCGAGAGAAAGGUGGCAGAAAACCCUAACAUCGUCAUUCGCGUGGUGGUGCCGUCAUUGCUUAAUCCAUCAAUAUACCCUCCCCUGUGGUGUCAGCUUACUCUGGUGACGCCGUUUAUCCAUGGUUUACGAGAGAUUACCAGGAAUUACGCCAAUAACGUCGUGGUGAUGGUGCUGUUGCCAUUAGACCUCUACCAGGAAACUCCGAUACCGCAGCUUAUUUCGUCGCUUGCUGACGGUGCCAUCCGCCUCGAGCCGUUUGCCCACGAUAUGGCGCAGUUGAUUGAGCGGGUACACAAAUCAGAGCCCCAGCGAGUGACCCACGGAUUGGUUCACAUUGAUAAAGUACCGGUACUUUCCGAGAGAGGGGAGAUGUUGGUGCAACGGCUGGAGUAUGCGUUCAAAAAUGGCCGUAAACGGUUUGAGAUUGAGCCGUGGGGGAUCCCUGUGGAUGAGGAGGAAGUUGACGACAAAGAUAAGCAGACAACGAAAGAUAUCGAGUUCUAG
Messenger RNA from Diutina rugosa, 1275 nucleotides. Its product is annotated as Elongator subunit. Gene Ontology annotation, cellular component: cytoplasm; elongator holoenzyme complex; transcription elongation factor complex. The record is from RefSeq and is a predicted model, not a curated record. The transcript has a single exon. The coding region runs from base 1 to 1275 and encodes 424 amino acids. Gene Ontology annotation, biological process: tRNA wobble uridine modification. Lineage: Eukaryota; Fungi; Ascomycota; Pichiomycetes; Serinales; Debaryomycetaceae.